Molecule: messenger RNA, 5058 nt
Organism: Periconia digitata
Lineage: Eukaryota; Fungi; Ascomycota; Dothideomycetes; Pleosporales; Periconiaceae
Source: the annotation of a GenBank genome assembly
UCCAACGACUCGGUUGUACCCGUAAAACACGCUCCUAACGCCAUGAUUGACGAGCUUAAAUCCUCUCUCCUGCUUUUUCCUUCGCAUCAACGUCUUUGCACGUUUCUGUUGGCCUGGUUUCGGGCGUUGCGCUCAUAUUGGCGACGACUGGCCCGCGGAGCAGGGACUGGAGACAAGCGUCGGGCAUUCCCUCAUCAGCUUAUUCCUCUGUCCCCCAGUAGCCUGCGUAACCUCCUCGUCGUGUCGGGAUUCAAAGAGGUCGCUUCACAUCGCAUCCUGGCCGUCGAUCCACGUUAGUCAAUGCCGAAACAGAUCCAUCACCCCCCUAUCCUCCAGCCAGCCAGUGAACGAUCCCUUUAGAGCGUCCUCUCUCGACUUGCUUGCCUGUGCCCCAUUCACCCCAUACACACAUGGCUACCACUUACUCACGCAUACUAUCUUUAUCCAUCACAUCGCAUUGAGUCGCAUCCAUCGCGCGGUCGCGUUUCAUUCGGCCUUCUUUCUUUCUUUCUUUUCUCUACUUUCCCUUGUCUUCCCACCCACCCUUCAUCCCGCCAUUCCCUUGUAUACACACAUACACGUACAUAUACACAAACUUACACAAGCCUGGCAUGGCUCACUGAAUGAGUGCGACACGUACUUAAUAACAAGCCUGCCGCUGCAUCUCCAGAGCCAUUGCCUGCCGAUCUCUCUUCCAUCUCCAUUCAUCCACCAGCCGACCUCAUUUGCGCCGCUCCUUGAUCCCCGAUUCCCGUCGUUUCGGCACCCUUGUGCUUAUUCACUGCAACCUGCUCUGACUGCCAUUGUCAUUGUCACCGUCACCAGCCAGACAGGCACCCUUCUCCACACAUCACUCUCCCUACCCACCCAUCCAAAUCAUUGUCGCAUAGCAUUUGCUGCGUCCAUGUACAUGACCCGGCCGGCACAACUUUAAUCCCAAAACGCCUACUUCCUUCUGCAUACAUAGGCUCGUUCUCCGAAAAGUCCCCGCGCGUCCCGCCGGUUCGCAGCAAUAGAUUGCGCCGUCGCGUAGCACGAUCUCCAUUAACUCGACAUUAACCCGACCUCCCUGAGCCGGCUAUCUUCGCCAUGGUGCACCACCGUGCCCGCAGCGAUGCUGGUGAGCUGAGCAGUCCUCGCUCCAGCAGAGCUCCCAGCUUCAGCAGCGACCGUCCCUCCCUUGCUGGCUCCGCUGCCACGUUCCAGAUGCCUACCACCAUACGUCCUGCACCUGCAUACAUCGCCGCUUCGGUCGCGUCGCAAAUUGUCACCCACGACCAGAAUGCCCAGUUUCGCGAUGCCGCUGGCGACCCCGGCUCCGACGAGGACGACGACGAUUCCGCCGUCAAUGCUCUCUUCACUGAGCAGGCCCUUUCUUUGUUAAACGGCUUUCUCGACCACCUCCUGUUCGCCAUCCUGUCCACUGCGCGCUCUCCCUCCCUCACGCAAAUUCGCCCAGCCGUCACCGAUGUGCUCAAGCCGCGCCUGGCUCGCGACGCCAUGGCCACCGCUGACGAAGAGCUCGAGGGCUUGUUGGCUGGUGAAGACGAGGAUGAAUUCCCUGCUCAAACCCAGCUUGAAGGUCCCAAGUGGGAUAUCGAGAAGGUAUGGAAGAGGACUCGGUUACGCAUAAUGGUAUAUACACGGUUGGGCGAGCUCGAGGACGAGGAUGAAGAGCGAUACGUUCAGCAAGAGCGUGGCCUCAGCAUGGACGAAAGCGAAGACGACGAGGCUGGACUUGUGUCGUGGGCUUCAGCCAUUUUCCUGACUUCUAUCAUUGAGCACAUUGCCGAGCAGACAUUGCUCAUCUCGGGUCAGGCAGCCUAUACUCGUGUGUCUAUGAAAAUCAAGAAACAGGCCCGCCAAUCUUUGGACGGGGAAGAACCAGUCGUUGAGCGAGUGGUCGUCGAGGACCAUGAUGUGGAGAAGCUUGCCGUCAACUCGGCGCUCGGUAGACUUUGGAGAACGUGGAGAAAGCGCGUGCGAACCCCCGCUGGCGCUUUCCACUCUCGUGGCGUGCGAUCCAUGUCAAGCUUCACGAGUCUUCACCGCCGCAAAGCAAGUCUCGAGAGCGCUCUCGACGAGAACGUCCCCGAGGUGUCAGAGCAUGAGCCGACAGAAACAGAAAUCGCCGCCAAUAUCCCUCUGCCCUUGGGCACCAACGACGUCAACGAGAUCGAAGUCCCUGGCCUUGCACGCACUUUCGAGGAAGAGGACGAUGAGACACAAGAGGCAGACACACCGGUUGCAAACACACGCAGGCCAAGCAGUGUUAUUAUGCUCUCUUCCGUUGAUAGCUCUAGAAAACGACUGGCCACAGGACGCCCCAUUUCAAUGCCUCCACCACCAGCUUCUGCUUUCGUUAUGCCUGCCGAGCUCGCGGCGCCUGAGAAAACUGGGGAGAUAUCAGCAGACGACGAGGAAGAGAUACAUGAAACUGAAGGCACCACUCCUUUCGAAACUCCCAUGGAACGAUUUCACUCUGAUGACGACUCAUACAUUCACGAUGAACAGCAAGAGCAUGAUAUCGAUGGAGAGCCGGAUGCAGAUGCAGACAUGGUGGCAUUUGCGGCCUCAACCGGGAUGGGAUUCGGGAUGGGUCCCAGCAUGAGUUCAGCGCGCCCCGUGAAACCCAGUAAUUUAGAUAGGAAUGGCGAGUCAGACGAGACUUCAGCACUGGAUGCUUACGAUGGGCGUCCUCAGGUGCUGCAGUCGAAGCGCAUGUCCAUUGAGAAACCCGGUGCAACCCCUCUGGCUACACCAAAGCUCGAGCCAAAGUCAUUCCUCGACGAUCCUAACGAUAAUGACGAUAUGAGUGGUCCUGAUGCCAUUGGGGUUGCCCACACGUCUAAUAUGCCCAUUGCUACGCCGUCUCCCCCCGUUGAUCAUGGCUCUACCGAUCGAGCACAUUACGGACACUCAAAGCAUCCAUCCCACGGAGGAUAUGUCGAGGUGCUUCCACGACAGACUGCCAAUACUUCGAUUCAAGUCCGCAACACUCCUACCCCUGAGGCGGUGCCUUCGCCAGUGGAGGCUAUUGCAUCCCGCAAAGAAGUGCAGCGUAAAGAAAUACCGCGCGUAGAUGCACCGACCAGCCAGCCCCGAUCUCGGGAUAUCACUCCUCCACCUCGAGUCCAAAGAUCGCCACUGCCCUCAGUUCAAGAGUCUCCUGUUGUUCCCGACACAUCAACACCACAGUCCUCACGUAACGGUUCCAGGCAGGUUUCCUCGCUCCGCUCGCGGGAUUCUCCUGUUCCUGUCGCUGUUGCUGAGCGUUCGUCGAGGCCUCAAGCUCUUGACACUACAGUUCGUUCCCGUUCUGGCACAGGCGACAACACACCUAUAGAUAGGUCUCCUCUACAGCGUGUCUCCUCGGCUUCAUCGUCCACCAAUAGAUCGGUCGGAACCUCGAUUUUGCAGACCGGGCGUAACUCUACGACUAGUUUGGACGGCCGCCCAAGAGGCUUAAGUACCCGCAUGUCAGAGGAAGAUCGACAGCGCGAAUUUGAUUCUCUGGUUAAAGGAGAUGAAACCGUGAAGUUUACACUUACGCCCCAAAAUGUACGGGACGUUGCUGAAUCAUCACCUGUAUCCACCAAGCGGUUCGACUCGAACAAGGCCAGCUCUUCGCCCAAAACGCACAAAUCAUCCUCUUCCGUCACCAUCUACCCUCGUGUUACUGCUGACAAAGAAAACGAAUUUGGAUCUCAACAUUUACCCACCAGGUCCACUUCCAGAAGCAAAGGUCCCAUUCCUUCUUCGGGGCAGUCCGGCAAGAGGGGUCCUGUGCCGAAGGGCUUGGCUAGAGAGCCGAGAAUAAGAGAUGAGUCGAUGCAAGAUUUUGCAGACUUCAUUCGAUCUACCGGCCCAUCUCCCGGACAAGAACGACCAGUAAAGCCUUUUGUGCCUCUCAUUGGAUCUGAGCAGAAGCAGCCGAGCAAUACCUCAAGCUCGUCCUUGGGGGGGCUAGGACGUAAAAUGUCGACAAGAAAAGGCUCUUCGCACUCGAACAGCAACUCGAUUGCUCACGAUGGCCCGUCUGCAAAACCGCGCGUGCACAUGGAGCCUCGCAGCCCCGCUGGACAGCGUAGCGGCAACGAUGAUCUGAUCGAUUUCAUCAGGCAAGGCCCACCCGGUCCGAACAAUGGACAGCCGCGAAUCCCUCGUUCAGUGGCUCCUUUCCGGACCACUGUCGAUUCAGAUCAAUUCGACACAAUGCUCAACGACAAUGGAACUGUCGAGUCCGCCUUUGGCUCACAAGUCUCGUCUACUUCGAAGCAGUCAUUCCACACAUCCAACUCGAGAACCGAUCUACUUCCUAAGCAAAAAGUCGUUCAACCCGCCUACUCAAAUACACCGCAGAACCUCUCGGGCAACUUCUCAGGCCCAGCAGAGCCCGUCGUCACAAAAACACGCCGACGCAUCAAGGACCCUUACGCCAUCGAUCUCUCCGACGAAGACGAAGAAGACGACGAGGACGACGAUCUUCUCACCGCGUUGCCAAAGAACACCCAACCGGCUCCGAAACCCCACCGCGACGAAAGUAUGAUGGACUUCCUCAACAGCAUGGAACCGCCAUCCAACAGCCAACCCCAAGCCUUCAUGCUCAGCCCCGAAACCAUCGCAGCCGCAAAAGCCCGCGCAGCCAAAGGCAACGCCAAUCCUUCCCCCGCCCACUUCAGCUCCGGCGCCGCCGCCGCAGGCAACCCCUCCCCAUCCACCACCUCUUCAUCAUCCACGCGUAACCGUCUCGCGAAAUUCACUUCCCCCCCUUCUUCUUCCUCCGCCCAACCCGCCGUCUCCUCAUCCGUUCUCUCCAACGCGCCCCGCGCGCACAAACCCCGCCUCCAGGCCCGUGAUCCCACGGCUGACUCAAGAGGCGGUGCUGGACGCUCCGCCACGAAUGAUCUUGCCGACUUUCUGAGAAACAGUGGACCGCCACCUGAUAUGAUGGCCAAUAAACCUACGCCACUGGUGCUUCCGCAGAAGAAGGAGGAAGGAAAGAGGAGUGCGGCGAGGUUCUGGAGGAAGAACAAGACGUAUGGGGAUAUGCCUUGA